GGCUUUUUUAAGGAAAGUGGUGACGUAGGUGGUGUCGACGAGCUUACGCCAGAGGGCGUGUCCAAAGAAGGACAGAAGGGACUCCGUAAUGGGAGACAGUUUUCACGAGCAGCUGUUGGAGGACAGCGUCUUCCUCAGAACUGACCCCAGACUGGACACAGACCUGGUGGACAAACUCAUUCUCCAACUCAACAGAAUCUACCCUCAGGUGCUCACAGACAAGGAGGCCACCAGGUUCCGAAACUUGGAUGUGCCUACUGGUUUUCGCCUGGGUGAGCUCCUGACUCAUCUGCAGGGGAAAGGAGAGGAAGCGUGCAGGGAGUUUUACCGAGCUCUCCACCUGCACGUGGAGGAGGUGUACUACAGCCUGCCCACACGGCUGCGUCUAAGAGAUUCCCUGGAUCCCCUUGCACCUCCAUAUGUCCACCAACAGAAACAUGAUCUGAAUGAAAGAGGUCCCCUCUUCUUUCUGGGCUGUUUCAGUGUGGCCGUCGGAAUGGCUUUACUGUAUUACUACAGUGAAGAUAAAUUGACAAGCGGCAGUCGGGCUCUGGGGACGGCAGCUCUGGGAAAGCCUCAUUGUGUGGACAUGGGUUCCUUCGCACCAUCUAAGAGAAAAAAUAUUUUCCUGUUGGCCUGA
Messenger RNA from Cynoglossus semilaevis (tongue sole), 640 nucleotides. It is a transcript of the gene card19, whose product is annotated as caspase recruitment domain family, member 19. The record is from RefSeq and is a predicted model, not a curated record. Bases 89 to 640 code for a protein of 183 amino acids. Lineage: Eukaryota; Metazoa; Chordata; Actinopteri; Pleuronectiformes; Cynoglossidae. Gene Ontology annotation, cellular component: mitochondrion. The transcript is spliced from 7 exons.